Molecule: messenger RNA, 3731 nt
Organism: Aquila chrysaetos chrysaetos
Lineage: Eukaryota; Metazoa; Chordata; Aves; Accipitriformes; Accipitridae
Product: G-protein coupled receptor 183-like
Exons: 3
Coding region: 310-1377 (355 amino acids)
Biological process (GO): G protein-coupled receptor signaling pathway
Cellular component (GO): membrane
Molecular function (GO): G protein-coupled receptor activity; oxysterol binding
Source: RefSeq, a predicted model, not a curated record
AAUGUGCAAGGGUAAACUUUCGCAGUCAAGCCAUCCUGCUAAUGCCCUUAACUGCUCAAAGGAUCCAAGAAGCUACAGAUAUGCGUAAGGUCCUCCCAGCUAGAAGCAGAGAGCAAUGGUCAUGCCCCUAGACUGGAGAUAUCCUAGGAGACAGUGAAUCUGAGAAGUACUCCAGGAUCACAGCGAACUCACUUCACAAGCUUCCAGUGCAAUGCCACACAACUCUAUCUCGGAUACCUAAUCAACCGAGCAGAAAAAGCAGGGCCGUAGGGGUCUACUGAGCUUCCUGCAACAACAGUGGUUACAGAAAUGGACACUUUCACAGCUUCUCAGACAAACAGUUCCACCUGUGACUUAUAUGAGCACAAAGAUACAGCACGGAUACUACUGUCUGUCUUCUACAGCUCCAUCUUAAUUCUUGGGGUGCUUGGAAAUGCCAUUGCCCUCACCGUCAUUUUUAAAAACAGAAAGAAGAUCAACUCCACUACCCUCUAUUCAACAAAUCUCGUCUUCUCCGAUCUCCUGUUCUGUAUCGCCUUGCCUACAAGGAUAGCCUACUACGCCCUGGGAUUUCACUGGCCAUUUGGAGAAGCAUUAUGUCGAAUAACCGCUCUCUUGUUCUAUAUCAACACCUACGCAGGUGUAAACUUCAUGACAUGUUUGAGCAUUGACAGGUUUUUCGCUGUAGUCCACCCCUUCCGAUACAAGAUCAGAAGGAUUAAAUAUGCCAAGGGCAUUUGUGUCUUUAUCUGGUUUCUUGUAUUUAGUCAAACUUUCCCAUUACUUAUACAACCAAUGUCACAGGAAGAAAAAGAAAGGACUACAUGUAUGGAAUAUCCAAACUUUGAAAAAAUAGCACAUCUACCAUUUAUACUGCUUGCUGCCUGUUUAGUAGGGUACCUUAUUCCCCUGGGGAUUAUACUAUUUUGUUACUCUCAAAUUAGCUGCAAACUUUUUCAAACGGCCAAGGAAAAUCCACUGACUGAAAAAUCAGGGAUAAACAAAAAAGCCAUCAAUACAAUCAUAUUUGUAAUUAUAGUGUUCAUCAUCUGCUUUACCCCUUAUCAUGUUGCAAUCAUAAAACACAUGAUUAAGAAGCUGCAGAAUGAACCCUCGUGCACUGAAAAGAAAAUUUUCCAGAAGUCACUCCAUUAUACCGUGUUUCUGAUGAAUUUUAACUGCUGCCUAGAUCCUUUCAUCUAUUUCUUUGCAUGCAAAGGAUACAAGAGAACUGUAAUGAAAAUACUGAGACGACAAGUGAGUGUAUCAAUUUCAAGUGCUGUCAGGUCACAUCACGAAGAAAGCUCACGUGAUGUGGGAGAAACGCAAAUGAUGACACUUGCAAAAUCUUCCAAUGGAAAGCUACCUGAAAAAUAAAGUCUGUAGUACACCACAGUGGAGCAAGCUUAAAAAUCCAGGGUCCACAGUAAAAACUCUUAGUGCUCCCUGUACAGCAGCUUAAGUAAGAUUCUGUUUUUCAGGAUGUCAGGAAAUCAAGGAGUGAUGUUGGACUGAAAAAGAGUUGUCACAGGUCAGCAGGAAAACUCAGCAUUAUAAUUUCCUACCUGUAUCAUUUUGACUGAUCUCAUUAUUUUUUCCAGGAAAUAUGCACCACUGUGAAUGUUCAAAUUCCAUACUGCACAUAUGUAUGCCUGGAUGUUAACUCAAGCAAAGACUUGAUUCACAGUUUGGGUGUCUGAGAAAGGAUUAAACUCAAAUAGCUUACAAUUCAGACUGACUACAACCAGAACAUCUGAAAAUUGCAAGACCUCUAGCUGAGCUUCAAUUACAGCAAUGGUUUUGUUAGUCAAGUCACACAAGGAAAAGAAAUCAAACUUUGAGAUAAAACGGACAAUUUCUGUGCACACUUGACUAUCACCAGUGCUGAGUUUAUAGCCCUUUGGAGGUGAGACUGCAUUUUAUAGUAUUUGGAGCACAAAUGUCUUAUUGGACAAUCCACAUAGAUAACAUUGUCAAAUGUAAUAGAUGAAAAGUUAAUGAACUGUUUGGUUGUCCCCAACACUUGAGUACCUCCUGUAUGUUAAAUCACUCAUCUUUGCAAGGUGUAUUAUCUCUUUACUCCUUUUCCUAAAGGAGAACUUUUCUUUCUAGUGUGUAUUGUAAUGAGUCUCUACCCUAGUUGUAUAUAAAUUAUUUAUAAACACAAAAAAUAAGUUGAAGCAGGAGACUGUAAUAUGAAAACUGUACUGUUUCAGUUAGAACUGCAGUGAUACAGGGUUCUUCAGAACUUCUGCUGAAGUCAGACAUGGACACGAGACAAACAUUUUGGAAACGGGAAUAAAUGUUCACAGUUGAAGCCACCAAAAAGUAAAUUAAUGGGUUAAUUCUGAUGGUGUGAGAUGGCCACCUCUUUUUAAGCGCUGUUUACCUGAGAGAUCAAUAAAAGAGAACAGCAGGAUUGGCUGGGAACAACAAGCUUUCCCAUCACGCCUUCAUACAGCGUAACCGGGAUCCCUUUGGGCACACUGAAAUUGGGCCAGCAAAGAGACCAAAUGACUUAAACGCAUCCUGCUGGAAUCGGCUCAAUACCAGUUGAGUAUCCAGGAUGCAAGCCCUGGGUUCCUGCUGUCGUGCCCUUCCGUCAUGUGUCAGUUUCCUUCCCCCCUUCAUUCCUGGCCCCCCGUCUUUUCUUUUGUCUUCUAUCUUAUUAAUAUACCUUUAUCUGCCAACACAACUUGGUAAUUGCACCAUGAGGUUGUGAUGGAAAAGGAAAAUUAAAGAGCUCCUGAGAAUUACUGGUAAAAGCUAUGCCAGAUAUCAUAAUAAAUGUUAUUUUUUGCAGCUGUAUCUCUCUGGCAUUGAGGUUGUGCUGCAAGUCAGACAAACAUAGUUACAUUUGUCAUCUUUGCAAUUCCUUCCUUCCUCACGUGUUGACCUCCGCCUACCUGCAAACAUGGAAGGGUCAUAUCUGAACAGCAGUACGGAAACAUUAAAUUAACAAUUACUUUCUUAUGGGAAAGAAAACGUAAAAGACCCUAUAUUUCAUACCACUUAGAUUGUCAAACUUGAGUUUCUAAUUACAAAAGACACUAUGCAACUAAAGAAAAACAGAGUAAGAAAAAUAAUUCUUAACAGAAGUUCUACUUAAUUCUGUACGCUAUAGCAGUUCUGUUCUUGUCAGCUUUUUUAAUAAACUAUUUUAAAAUAUUAUUUAAGAAUUUGUUCCUAUUGGAGUAAGCAAAUGAUGACCUGAAAAAAACACCAACAGACCACUCAUGAAUACCUAGAAACUGUAGAAAUAAAAUGUAUGUAUUACUAACAUCACACCAAUACAAGCUCAUUUUAUUCUACUAAUGUCUUCUUUUCAAAUUUUGAUAUGUGUUUCAUCUAACUGUGAUUAUAAAACCUGGAAGGCAAGAAGUCUUUUUUAUAUUUGUCUGUAAAAUAUAUAUUACAGCACCACAUAAUGCAGACACCUAUUCUCUUCUAAGUGGAAACAAAGUGAAGAUCUGUAUUGAAAAUCUUUCUCUAUCCCUGUUUUCUUAUGUUAGCAAUUUUGUUAUUUUCAAAUUUAGACUUUGUUUUUCACAAACACACAUCAACGUUCUCAACCAGCUAACUUUACAUCAAAAUACCAGUUUUGCUCUAAUAAGCCUUAGAGUGUUGGUCCAGUUAGAUAUGGGUUUGAGAAAAGCUGGGUUUUUUUCUCCUUAUUUUGGUAUUUCUCAAGUGCUGAAGAAACCAAUAAAAUAAAAACCUUUAAAAGCUAA